AUGAGUAUUUCUGAUUCGACCAAACCCAUAUACCAUGCCCGUGACGAUGAGGACGUUGAAGAAUUCCUGGAGGACUACGAAGCAUAUAGUGCAUCAAAGGAUUGGGAUGAAGAUAAAAUGCGGCAGGUAAUGAGACUUCAUGUCUCUGACGACCUAAAGCCCUGGAUCCGUAAGCAAAUAAAGGCCAAUAGUACUUGGGCCGACCUGAAAGCCGCUGUCAUUUCUGGUGCUCAAGCCUCUUGCGACGUUGAAGAGAA
Molecule: messenger RNA, 257 nt
Organism: Racocetra persica
Lineage: Eukaryota; Fungi; Glomeromycota; Glomeromycetes; Diversisporales; Gigasporaceae
Source: the annotation of a GenBank genome assembly